AUGGCUGAGCCCAUUCCCAAUAAACGUCCCGAAUCGGGCGCCGCACCGACGCCCCAGAACACGCCUGCCAACAACGCUCCCAUUUCGUCGCACGCCCAACAACCCGGCGUAGCUAGCAUUAAGGAAGAGGAUCUCGACCGCGCCGCCGCCUCAAUUUUUGCCCAAGACCCGAGGAUUAUCCAAAUGAUCCAGGGACGGCUAGGAAGCUUGGUUGGUCGGUCUUCGGGCUACAUCGAGUCUCUACCCCCCUCGGUUCGCCGUCGAGUAGCCGGCCUGAAGGGAAUUCAGACAGAACACGCCAAGCUCGAGGCAGAAUUCCAGGAAGAGGUCCUUCAACUAGAGAAGAAGUAUUUUGCCAAGUUUACCCCUCUGUAUGAAAAGAGGGCCUCGAUCGUCAACGGAAAGGCGGAACCGACCGAUGCGGAAGUCGAGCAAGGUGAGAAGGCCAACGAUGAUGAGGAAAACGCCGAUCAGUCCCCCAAGACCACCGAAAAAUCGGCCGAGUCUUCCGAAGUGGUGUCGGGAAUUCCCGAAUUCUGGCUCUCGGCCAUGAAGAACCAAAUCUCACUCGCAGAAAUGAUAACGGACCGUGACGAGGCGGCCCUCAAGCACCUCGUCGACAUUCGAAUGGAGUACCUCGAUAAGCCCGGAUUCCGGCUCAUUUUUGAGUUUUCGGAGAACGACUUCUUCACCAAUAAGACGAUUACGAAAACCUACUUCUACCAGACCGAGAGCGGAUACGGUGGCGAUUUCAUCUACGACCAUGCCGAAGGCGACAAGAUCGAUUGGAAGGCUGGCAAGGAUCUAACUGUGCGCACAGAGAGCAAGAAACAACGAAACAAGAACACGAAGCAGACUCGGGUUGUCAAGAAAACCGUCCCGACCGAAUCCUUUUUCAACUUCUUCUCUCCUCCUAUCGCCCCGGACGAUGAUGACGAGGAGACCGAUCCCGAUAUUGAGAUCCGGUUGGAAUUAGACUACCAGUUGGGCGAGGAUAUCAAGGAGAAGCUAAUUCCUCGCGCGAUCGAUUGGUUCACUGGUGAAGCUCUCCAGUAUGAAGAGAUGGAUGAGGAGGACUUGGAAGGCAUUCAAUAUGACGAUGACGACGAUGAUGACGAAGACGAUCUGAGUGACGACCAGGACGACGAGGAUGAUUCCGACGAUGAGGACGAUGCCGGCAAGCCUAACAAAGAGGCUGCCGAGUGCAAGCAAAGUUGA
Messenger RNA from Scedosporium apiospermum, 1218 nucleotides. RefSeq lists its product as uncharacterized. Gene Ontology annotation, molecular function: histone binding; chromatin binding. Bases 1 to 1218 code for a protein of 405 amino acids. The transcript has 5 exons. Gene Ontology annotation, cellular component: nucleus; chromatin. Gene Ontology annotation, biological process: nucleosome assembly. NCBI's taxonomy places the organism in Eukaryota, Fungi, Ascomycota, Sordariomycetes, Microascales, Microascaceae. The record is from RefSeq and is a predicted model, not a curated record.